AUGAGUGAUGGUUUUAUUGUUUUGCCAACUGCAUUGAUUGUUAAAGAUCCAUGCAAGAAAUCUGAUAACUCUCUCGAAGGAUUAUUAGAUCAGAGUGGUCAACAUGGUUGUUCCACUCAAUAUGUUAUGAAACCUAAUGUCGAGUUGAAAUUUGAUAGAAUUUAUCAAUUCACAACAUUGGAAUGUGUUUCAAACAAAAAGUAUCCUGAUGAUCAGCAGAGAUUGAGAGGUGUCGAUGUUAGUGUUCGUUCGAAUGAAACAGAUCCUUGGAAGGCAGUUUGUUCUUUCAAAGAAGGAAAUGGUAUUCAAUUGAUUAAUCUUAAUGUUGCUGCUCGUUUUAUUAAGUUUGAUAGAUUUGGAAAGGGUGAGGUUGCGUUUGGUAGAUUGUGGGUCAGAGCUAGUGAUGCUCUUCCUGUGAAUAUCAAGACUAAAGCUGGUGAGAUUAUUCAAGUUUCGAAUGUGCAAGAGUCAGCAGUUGUUGAUAAUCUUGAUGAACCUCAAUACACAGAAGGUGAAAUUAGUGUUAUAGCUCCUACUAAAUUGGUAUUAUCAUCCAAGGAUACUUGGGGAAACAAUACCAUUGAAGGAUUGUUAGACGAAACUGGAAAGUAUGGUGUUUGUACUCAAAAUGGAUCGAAGCAGAAUGUUGUUCUCACGUUCAAUAGAGUUUAUUUGUUUACUUUACUAGAAUUUAAGGCUUGUAGAUUGGGAGAAAAUAAUCAGUUUGGGUUAUUGGAAAAUACCCAAAUCGAAUAUAAACAAUUGGAAAGUCAAGAAUGGAUUCCAUUGAGAGAAAUCAAGAAAUCUGAUAUUAAGAAACAUCCAGAAAGUAACUAUAUUCACUUUGAUACUCCAGUUAAAGCAAGAGCUUUCAAAUUCUCCAAAUUAGGAAAUGGAUUCGUCCAAUUAUUUAUUGGAAUGUUGAAAUUAUUUGGUUAUCAUCCAUAUACUGAUAUCAAGACUGUUUCUGGUGUUGUUUCUAGAUAUAAUGCUCAAUCUGGCACAACUUCAGUUCCAGUUGUUGUUCAAGCAACUCCAAUAGUAACUAGUCAACCAACAACAAGUCAACCAGUUGUUCAACCAGUAGUUUCACAACCAGUGGUUGCAACUCCAAAACCUCAAGUUGCUCAACCAGUAGUUCAACAAACUCCAGUUACCACUACUCAACCUAAACCACAAACUACUCAACCAGUAAUAGCUCAACAACCACAAACUUCUCAACCAAUUGUUGUAUCUUCUGAUGAACCAAAAUUCACUUCAGGUGAAAUCAACUGUGUUCCACCUCUCGAAUUAAAACAAUCCUCAAAGGACACUUGGGGUGAUAACUCACUCCAGGGAUUAUUCGACGAUUCUGGUAAAUUGGGAGCAUGCACAGCAAGAGGUUCGAAUAAUUACAUUGAAAUCAAAUAUGGCGCAGUGUAUUUGUUCACUUAUUUGGAAUACAAGUCCAGUAAAUUGGGAGACAACAUGCAAUUGGAUUGUUUACAAAAUGUCAGAAUCGAAUACAGAGUGAAAGAAAGUGAUUCAUGGACAAUUUAUGGACAUAUCAAGAGAAGUGAUAUUAAAUUACGUCCUCAAGUCAACACUAUUGAAUUCACAACACCAAUUAAGGCAAGAUAUUGGAGAUUCUGUAAGGAAGAUAAUGAAAAUCUCUUUUUUGGUAUGAUUCGUCUAUAUGGCUACUGUGACUAUGUUCCAAUUCAAACUAAAGGAGGUGUUAUCCUAUCAGUAAAAGAAGCACUCGCCCAAUGGGAACCUAAAUUCACUGGUCCAGAGGUAAAUCUCAUUCCAAUUAAGGAAUUAAUUUCUAAGGGAGAAUCAAGACGUGAAAAUACCGUUGAAGGUUUGUUAGAUGAUUCUGGAGAUUAUGGUUACACCACUGCUAGUCAUCAAAAGGAAAUUGAGUUGGAAUUUGAACAUGUUUACUUGCUUACUCAUGUGGAAUACAUGACCUUGUCACUUUCGAAUGAUCCAGUUUUUUAUCUGAAAGGUACAAAGAUUGAGUCCAAGGUAAAAGAUUCAGAUCCAUGGACUUUGGUUAGUACUAUUGAGAAGGAUUCUAUUCAACUUGGUCCACUUGUGAAUACCAUUACAUUUACUGAACCAAUUAAGGCCAAGAGAUUGAGAUUGGUGGCAGCUGACAGUUGCCUUGAAAUUGGUAUGUUUAGACCUUUUGGAUACGCCCCAUUCGUAGCAGUCAAAACCAAGUCUGGUCCACUUCUAUCAAAAGAAGAAUAUGCAAAGUUUUUGGAAGAUCCCUAUCCAGGAUGUCAAGAAAUCAACUUGAUUAAACCUGUAUCCCUUUAUAGAAAUACUUCUAAUGCACGUCAAAAAGCAGACCCUAAAGCAAUUGAAGAUUUAUCGAAACCAGAUGGUAAAGAGGGAUUCAGCACAAGCUCCGGAACUUCCUCAUUCAUUGAAAUGGCAUUUGACAGAGUUUACAAUUUCAGAGUCAUGACUUUCAGAAACCACGAAAAAAGUGAUCAAUACGAAAAAAAGGAUGGCACAGGAAGAUACCAAACCUGCUCCCUCAUCGACACACUCGUCGAAUACAAGCUCACCAAUAGAGAUAAUUGGCUUACUUACAGAAAAGUUUAUUCCCUUACUACAAGUGUUAAGGGAGUUUUCAUGUUGGAUUUUGGUGAGGUUGGUUUGAAGGCAAAACACAUUCGUUUUGUACAAAAACCACAUCAAGGAAUGACUGGUACGUUAGCUGCAGGUAUGAUGAGAUUUUAUGCAUUUGCACCAGCUCAACAAGUCAAGAUUGGUUCAGAGUUGCAUAAGGAGAUUAAGGUUGAAUUGAGUAGAAAGGAAAAUCCACAAGUUACAAAACUUUCUCCAUCUAAUCUUGUGGAUCCAAUCUAUACGGAAAGCACUUGUCCUGAUGUGAAUGUUGUUGCACCAAUCAAGAUUCUCACCUCCCAAAAUUCAAAUAAGGCAAACAACUCAAUUGAGGGUAUUCUUGAUGAUAAUGGUAAAUACGGUACAUCCAUAGCUCAAUCAGUUCACAAUUAUUUGAUUCUCGAAUUUGAAGCUGUCUUCCAAUUCAAAUAUUUUGAAUUUAUGAAACAUGAAAAGAUUCAAUUUUCGGACGAGCUCAAAACGUCACUCGUUUUAUACUCCAAAGUUAAUGAAAAUGAUCUGUGGACUCGUGUUCGACCACUUUCUGGUAAUUUCUAUCACUGGCCUAAACUAAACAUUAUCAAAUUCGAUGGAGAAGGAAUCAAUGCUCGAUUCUUCAAAUUCGAAAGAGUUUGUGGAGAUUUCUCAUUUGGCAUGAUUCAAUUCUUUGCAGUAGCUCCUUUCGUUCCAUACAAUAGUUUGAACGGAGUGAUUCUCUCAAGAGAGCAACAAGAAGCUCCCCACUUGACACCUUACAAGGGAAAUCAAGUCAACUGUCUAGUUCCUGAUGAAAUUUAUGUUGGAUUGGAUGAGGAUGAAGUUUUGGGAAAUAAGCAACCAUCCUCCCUUGAAACUGAGCAAAGGGCUGAGAAUACCAUCGCAGGUCUAUUGGAUGAUUCAGCAGAAUAUGGUAUUUGUUCUGAAUAUGGAACUUUAAUUAUUGGUUACAACAAAAUUCAAUUCUUUAAAUAUAUUGAAUAUUAUACUCAUGCCUUGUAUGAUGAAAAGAAUCAAAAGAAAUUCGCUUCAGACAUUCAAGUUUAUUACAAGAUUAGACUUAAUGAACCUUGGAUUCCAUUUGGUAAGAAUAUGGAACAGUCAAAAGUUUAUCCAAAUUUGAAUAGAUUUGAACUGAGUGAUAGUUCAACUGGAUUUAAGGCAAAAUAUUGGAAAUUUGAAACAAGAGAUGUAUUAUUAUUAGGUACUUUCAAAUUAUUCGGUUUUGGUGAAUUUAUUGCUGCUCCAACAGUUACUGGAACACUUCGUCCAGUCAACCAUGAUUUUGCCACCGAUAAACUCAAUAUCAAAGAUUUGGUUGCCUUGGAAAAGUACUAUUCCAAAUACGUCUCUGAAAAAUUCAAACCAAUCUCUGAAGGAAUGGGUCCAGUUAAACAACUUGACAAUGAUCUAUCCAAAUUGGUCAACCCAAUUUUGGCGGGAACAAGUCAAAUCAAUAUUAUUCUUCCUGACAGCUCAACCUCUACCAAUAUCCAAACCAGAAGCUCCUUCACUCCAAUCUACAUCAACAUUGGUAAGGUAGAAUUCGAACUUCUCAAUCUUCGUUUUGUCAACCCAACCAACACAACUAUUUCAGUAGUUUCCAUGAAAAUCGAAUAUUUAGAUCAUGAUAAGAAAUGGAUUCCUUUCACAUAUGCAGCAGAUGUUACUUAUUGGCAACCAGCUCUCAUUAAAACCUUUGUAAAGAACAAGUUCACUGAAGAAGUUGAAGUAGUUUACAAAGAAAGCACAGAUCAAGGUGAAUAUGUGCAUUUGAGUAAUUUCAAUAUUAAUCCAGGCGAAACUGUUAAUUAUAACGUUAAUGGUAAGACGAUUUGCGAAGGAGAAAAUCCAGAAUACAAUAAUCAUGCUACUAGUUUGGUUCCUCAUUAUUUCCCAUAUCCUAGUACGUUUAAGUUUAGUUUAGUCGAUUCUUUGGGUGAAACUAAAACAGUAGAAGUAGUUUAUAUGCAUCCAGAAUUGAAAGAAAUUCAAGAUCCUCAAAAGUUUAAGGAAACAGCCAAAUUGAGAGACCAAGAUUUCUUUGCUGAAGUUUCGGAUAAUGUGAAUAGAAUUAAUUCAUUUGUUGGAGUAAGAGCCGAUCCAUCUGGUGAAGGAAUAAUUCUUUUCAACUCUGCCAUCACAAAAGAAAACGAAUCUACCAAGAAAUUCGAUUUAGGUCAAUUGAGAUUCGGAUACGAAAAUAAGAAACAAGAAGAACAAUUAUUAUGGGAUGCUAAAGGAAAAUAUUGUAGUGCCAAGUUCUAUUUAUUAUCCGAUCCAGAAUUGCAUUAUAGAGCAUUUGCUAUUAAGGUUGUUGCAAAUUCACUUUCCAAAGCAAAUCACAUUGAGAGAGUUUAUUCAAUUUAUGAGAUUUUGCAACAUUUGAAGCCAUUGGCUAUUUCAAAUAAAGAGUAA
This is a messenger RNA of Naegleria gruberi, 5037 nucleotides long. RefSeq lists its product as uncharacterized. Bases 1 to 5037 code for a protein of 1678 amino acids. The record is from RefSeq and is a predicted model, not a curated record. The transcript has a single exon. Lineage: Eukaryota; Heterolobosea; Eutetramitea; Acrasida; Naegleriidae.